AUGCGUAACGAACUUUUGAUCCUUUUGAUAAUGAACGUAGCCACGGCUAGUUCAGAGCCUCGACCGCAUGCUCUCUCAACUGCUGUCAUCAACCGAUACAAAGAAUUCAAAAGAUCAACUGCCAGCGCCCAUCAUCAUACGCUUAUUAAUGUCAGUAAUUCUCCAUCAAAUGCUGAAAACGUCACGUCCAGAAUCAAAAUAUCUUCUCUAGAUGCCUACUCCUUCGUUCCAGCUGACUCACUACAGUCUUUAUCCGACUCUGGAAAUAUCUUGUCCCGAUCAAAGAGAUCACCCAAUGACGCCGCCUUCACCACUCUCCAAUCACACGUCUCCGCUCUCGCUCGUGUUGUAACUGGAAUCUCACUGUACAACGGACUCGUCGACAACUCUAUCUCUUCUGAUCAAGCUAUCACUGAACUCAUGAAUCUUGGAUCGAUUAGUUUAAAAGAAUUGGAGACGUUUGACAAGAAGAAAGUCGAUGAUUUUGUAAAGAAGUUGAAGGAAGCUAGCUCAAAAAUGGCAACGGAAUCAGCUGGGAUUGAAAGAAAUCUUGUUGAUUUUCACGCAAUGAAAAAUAUGUGGAAUGAUGCUGGUGAUUUGACAAAGAUUCCGAACAGAGCCAAAUUCGAAACUUUGAACUCUUUGACAAGUCUGGAUUUGGGUGUUUUGGAGGACUUCAAGGAGGGAAAUGAUGCGUCAAGUUCGUUGGAGUCACUCAAAAAAGCAUCCAAGACUGCUGUAGAAGAAAUGAACAAAGCAAAUGUUUUGAACAUUUUGAAAGAGAUGUCGCCGUUUCAUAAGUUUACUCAGAUGAUAGAAUAUUAUGACAAUGCAAAAGUUUAUGUCCUCUCUACCACAGCUGAUUCAAUCAUUGCUACUCUGAAACAAGACUUGCAAGAGCUGCAAAGUAUAGUUGGCGCUGCCGGAUCUGUAAUCUCUGCAUUGAGUGGAAUCGUGUCUUCUCGUUCGGGUAGCAACGAUAUCAAUCGGCAACACACAAUUGGUUUCGUCAAUGGAUAUCUCGAUCUUAAGAACAUUAUGAAAGAUUCUGUAGAUGCCUGGCUUCAGAAUUCUCUGAAACAGUUCAAUGGAACGGAAGGAUUAUCGGUUUUUAAUGGACUUGCAGAAAAGAUGAGUUCGUUGGAUGAGAAAUGGAAGGCAGCAAACGAGGAGAGCACGAGAACAUCUCUCAAACAUGCCGAGAAGUUAGAAACCCAUUCGAGAACACUCAAUUAUCACAAGGACUCUAUCGACCCUCUGAUCAAGAGGUUUCAAGGUUGCCCAUUUGUGUUUGUUGACGCAACAUACACAGCAAACGCUGCGCAGUUGAGCAAAAACAUGAAAAAGUUAGAGAAAAAAGUCGAAACUAUUCAUUCAAUCUCUCGGUUGACACAAGCGAAUUCUGAUGACGCACAAAAAGUUCUUGGUCACUUGAAAAUACAUCUGAAAAUCUUGAAAGGAGAUGAAAAAGUUGGAAAGAUAGCGGGUGAACUCCUGGGCAAAUCAGAUUUUUAUGAAAAGAUCCUUACCAAUAAGCUAGGUCAGGCUUAUCUAACAUUUUUCAACCAUCUGAAGGACAUCAAAGAAGAUUCAAGUGGUCUCUCCGCUGCUGCUCAAUUGGCCAUUGAUUUUCGAGACCUUCAAACUAUAGCGAGUUUUGAAACUGACAUAGCGACAGCUUCAUCUGCUAUUCCUGGUUCCACUAAUUUGAUAGCAACAAUAAAAUCAAAGAUAGAUAAAGUCAGGAGCUCGGAAACUGGAAAGAAGCUCAUCAAAUUAAAGGAGCUAGCCAAGUACUCGAAACCACUUGGAGAUUCAUCAGAAAGUUUAUCGAGAGUUCAGAAGGCGUUGGAACGAAAGAAGGAAUUGUUGGAUUUUGUUGAAAAUGGAAAUGUAGUUGAGGAGGCAACCUAG
Molecule: messenger RNA, 1914 nt
Organism: Caenorhabditis remanei
Lineage: Eukaryota; Metazoa; Nematoda; Chromadorea; Rhabditida; Rhabditidae
Exons: 5
Coding region: 1-1914 (637 amino acids)
Source: RefSeq, a predicted model, not a curated record